This is a messenger RNA of Ostreococcus tauri, 1779 nucleotides long. Its product is annotated as unnamed product. The record is from RefSeq and is a predicted model, not a curated record. The coding region runs from base 1 to 1779 and encodes 592 amino acids. The transcript has a single exon. Lineage: Eukaryota; Viridiplantae; Chlorophyta; Mamiellophyceae; Mamiellales; Bathycoccaceae.
AUGCCGCGCGCGGACGACGACGACGCGCGUGACGAGGCGUCGAGGCGCGUCGUCGACGCGCGCGCCCGGGGCGCGGGAUCGCCGUCGAGGACGCACGGAGCGAGGCACGAUUGGAGCCCGAUGUACGAUCGACGCGACGCCGCGCCGCGGAGCGUGAGCGCGCGGGCGACGCCGCACGGCGAUCGAUCGACCGUGGAUGUGCGCCCGCGAGGCGACGUCGCGCCGAAUCGGUUGAACUUUGACGACGACGCGGUGCGAGGGGCGUUGGAUCGCUUGGCGUUUCACGGGGCGGUGACGCAGGUGGCGGACGCGUUCGGAGAGGUGAUACACGACGCGACGGAGGAGGCGAGCUCGUACGUGAGUAAGGCGCAGGAGACGCUGAUUAAAUUUCAAGCGGCGCAGCACGCGGCGCAGUGGAAUCCGAUCGAGAGUGGGUUGACGAUGCGGCCGACGUACGUCAAGGUGCCGGUGUCGACGAUCGAACAAAUCAAGUUUUGGGAGAGCGAAGACGUGCGAGCGAUGAAGAUGACGCACUUGCAGGAGAAACAGACGAUAUUGGCGGAAAAUGCGGGCAUGCGGGCGCUCUUGGGGGAGGAGGCGAGCGAGGUGGUGCAGGAGUUGCGGGAGACGGAGGACGGCGUGAACAGAGCGCUGCUCCUGGCGGCGGUGGAGGAGAUCACAAAUUUGAAGACGCGCGUAUCGGUCCUCGAGGGUGAGGCGGCGAAACAGAAAGUGAGCGCGAGUGGAUACGCUGGAUUCUUCGGCGGUGGCGGCGCGAACAGCGUGGACCAAGCGCAGAUGCAAAAGCUCACGCGGGAGUUGGCGCGUCUCGAGGAGAACAACUCGCGGAUGACGUGGAUGCUCGGCGAGAAAGAAAAGCAAAUUAAGGAAGUACGGGCCAAGUACACCGAGAGCGCGGCGUACGCACUCCAAGAGAAGCUCCAGGAGUGCAUGGAGGCGUUGGAGGUGGCAUCGAAUCUCCAAGGUGAGCAGUUACAAUACCUCGAGCAGCACGCGUUGGCCAAGCUCGAGGCGCUGGACGAUCAAAUUUGUGACACUCAAUUGUUGGCGGAGAGCAAGAGCGAGCAUCUGGCGCAGCUUCGGGCGAUUAUGCGACGUUACUUCGUCGACGGCGACGAAAAAGCGGUCGAGGUUCUCACGUCUCUGAGUGGAUUUUCCGCCAAGGAAGGCAAGGAGCUCGUGCAGGCACGAAAUUCGCGAACCAUCGGUGGUUUCUUGAGCAUGGUGGCCACGAAGCUUUCUCCAGCGGUCUCCGCCGCGUCCUCGAUGAUAGUCGCGUGCGCACCCCCAACAUCGAGCGUGGCGACCACGGACGCGGCUCUGAAGACGUUGGGCGUCGAGGAUGACGACGACGAAGCCAAGAAGAGUGAGAUGGAUGACAAACCGACAACUCCGCCGACCGAGGACGCGAAGAAGGACGAGGGCGACGGCGUGGACAAGGAAGAAGUUUCGACGAACGACGCCCCAGCAGCGGCGCCAGCGGCGGCGCCACCACCUACGACGAAACCGACGGAGCCCGAGCGUCGUCGACCCACUCGCGCGUCGAAGAAGAAAUCGACGACGUUUGCCGGUUUCGACGAUCCCACGCUCCUCGAGAAGAAGCAAGCCGAGCGCGCAAAGUCGCGUCAACCCCUCCCCCAACCCAAGCUCGUCGGCAAAGCCGCCGAGCGCGAGCGCGCAAAGCGUGCGAUGACGCAAUCGACCGACGGAUUCGCCGGUUUCGGCGACGACCCGGACGCUUCGUCGGACGACGAUUAA